Messenger RNA from Thunnus maccoyii (southern bluefin tuna), 6558 nucleotides. It is a transcript of the gene myo1ea, whose product is annotated as myosin IEa. Gene Ontology annotation, molecular function: actin filament binding; microfilament motor activity; ATP binding. The record is from RefSeq and is a predicted model, not a curated record. The transcript has 32 exons. Gene Ontology annotation, biological process: vesicle transport along actin filament; actin filament organization. NCBI's taxonomy places the organism in Eukaryota, Metazoa, Chordata, Actinopteri, Scombriformes, Scombridae. The coding region runs from base 382 to 3741 and encodes 1119 amino acids. Gene Ontology annotation, cellular component: microvillus; plasma membrane; cytoplasm.
AUGAAUAUUUAAGCAUAUUCCGCGUUCAGCGCCCUUUGAUUGGACCUUCUGGCUCAGUUUCCUGUGUUAUGUUUUAGAGCCGAUUUUGAGGGCACUGCUCUCCCUGUAAAUUACCAUCCAGCUCGCAGCUUGAACACUGCUUAUGCUGUCAGUGUAGGACUCGGAUCUGUCUGCACAAUGGACGGAGGAGGACACCGCUGAGGAGCCGCAUCCACGCUUUCCGAUGCCUAUCGGGAAUAUCAUCUGUUAACUUGGAUUUUGUCCUCUGGCUUUACCUUGAAAAAGUAGACUUUUUGACUCGGUUUUAACUUCACUGAGGUUCGCAGAAAUAUUGGAUCGCGAGGAAUACGAGAGAGAAGACUAUUGUGUUGAAGGCAGAGGAUGGGGAGCCGGGGGCACUACCGGUACCACUGGCAGAGCCACAAUGUCAAACACAGCGGAGUGGAUGACAUGGUGCUGCUCAGCAAGAUCAAUGAGGACGCCAUCGUGGACAACCUCAAGAAGAGAUACAUGGAUGACUACAUCUUUACAUACAUUGGUCCUGUGCUCAUCUCCGUCAACCCGUUCAAGCAGAUGCCGUACUUUGGAGAAAAAGAAGUUGAGAUGUAUCAGGGGGCUGCUCAGUAUGAGAACCCUCCUCACAUUUACGCUCUGGCAGAUAAUAUGUACAGAAAUAUGAUGAUCGACCGUGAAAACCAGUGUGUCAUCAUCAGUGGAGAGAGCGGAGCAGGGAAGACUGUGGCGGCCAAAUAUAUCAUGGGCUACAUCUCCAAAGUGUCAGGGGGCGGACCCAGAGUACAGCACGUCAAAGACAUCAUCCUGCAGUCCAACCCGCUGCUAGAAGCUUUCGGUAAUGCGAAGACUGUGAGGAACAACAACUCCAGCAGAUUUGGGAAAUACUUUGAGAUCCAGUUCAGCUCCGGUGGUGAACCAGACGGAGGGAAAAUCUCCAACUUCCUUCUGGAGAAGUCACGUGUCGUCAUGAGGAAUCCUGGAGAGAGGAGUUUCCAUAUAUUCUAUCAGUUGAUAGAAGGAGCCAGUGGAGAGCAGAAGAGCAGCCUGGGGAUCACAAGCCUGGAUUACUACAGUUACCUCAAUCAGUCUGGCUCCUACAAAGUGGAUGACAUCAACGACAAAAGCGACUUCCAGGAGACAGUGCAUGCCAUGGAGGUGAUUGGCAUCUCAGCAGAGGACCGCUCCAUGGUGCUUCAGAUUGUGGCUGGAGUCCUGCACCUGGGAAACAUCAGUUUCAAGGAAGCAGGCAACUACGCUGCUGUGGAGAGUGAAGAGUUUCUAGCCUUUCCUGCGUUUUUGCUUGGAAUUGACCAGAACCGUCUGAAGGAGAAACUGACCAGCCGCAAGAUGGACAGCAAGUGGGGAAGUGCGCUGGAGUCUAUUGACGUGACACUGAAUGUGGAGCAAGCGUGUUACACACGUGAUGCCCUCUCCAAAGCCCUGCAUGCACGUGUGUUUGACUACCUGGUUGAGUCCAUCAACAAAGCCAUGGUGAAGGAUCAACAGGAGUUAAAUAUCGGAGUGUUGGACAUUUAUGGAUUUGAAAUUUUCCAAAAAAAUGGAUUCGAACAGUUCUGCAUCAACUUUGUGAAUGAGAAACUCCAGCAGAUAUUCAUCGAGCUGACUCUAAAGGCAGAGCAGGAGGAGUAUGUGCAGGAGGGCAUCAAGUGGACUCCCAUUGAGUACUUCAACAACAAGAUCGUCUGUGAUCUCAUCGAGAGCAAAAGUCCCCCCGGCAUCAUGUGCAUCCUGGAUGAUGUGUGUGCCACCAUGCACGCUGUGGGUGAGGGAGCUGAUCAGACCAUGCUGCAGAAGCUGAGAGUCCAGAUCAACACUCACGAACACUUCAACAGCUGGAACCAAGGCUUCAUCAUCCACCACUACGCAGGCAAGGUGUCCUACGACGCAGAAGGAUUCUGUGAGAGGAACCGAGACGUCCUUUUCAACGACCUCAUUGAGUUGAUGCAGAGCAGUCAAAUCGCCUUCAUCAGAGCACUGUUUCCAGAAAACCUCAACGCUGAAAAGAAGGGUCGGCCCACAACUGCAGGCAGCAAAAUAAAGAGACAAGCCAAUGAUUUGGUGAGCACACUGAUGAAAUGUACUCCACACUACAUCCGUUGCAUCAAACCUAACGAAACCAAGAAGCCCAGAGACUGGGAAGAGAGUCGCGUAAAGCAUCAGGUGGAGUACCUGGGUCUGAAGGAAAACAUCAGGGUAAGGCGUGCUGGUUACGCCUACCGCAGAGUUUUCAAGAAGUUCCUCAACAGGUAUGCCAUCCUGACCAAAGAGUCCUGGCCAACAUGGCGAGGAGAUGAGAAACAAGGCGUCCUUCAUCUCUUACGGUCUGUAAACAUGGACCAGGAUCAGUUCCAGCUUGGUCGCACCAAGAUCUUCGUUAAGGCCCCCGAGUCGCUCUUUCUGCUGGAAGAGACAAGGGAGCGCAAGUUUGAUGGCUUCGCCAGGACCAUCCAGAGAGCCUGGAGGAAAUACCAGGCCCGCAAGAAGUAUGUCCAGAUGAGAGAAGAAGCUUCUGACCUGCUGUUGAACCGCAAGGAGAGGCGGCGACACAGCCUCAACAGAAACUUUAUAGGUGACUACCUGGGUAUGGACGACAGGCCUGAGCUGCGACAGUUUCUGGCUAAGAGAGAAAAAAUCGACUUCGCCGACAAAGUCACAAAAUAUGACCGCCGGUUCAAGGGAAUUAAGAGGGACUUGAUCCUGACCCCUAAAUCUGUGUACCUGAUUGGAAGAGAAAAGGUGAAACAGGGACCAGAGAAAGGGCAGGUGACAGAGGUGGUGAAGAGGCGGAUUGAUGUGGAGAAGAUCUUGGCGGUGUCUCUCAGUACAAUGCAGGAUGAUUUCUUGAUCCUGCAUGAGCAGGAGUACGACAGCCUGCUGGAGUGUGUCUUUAAGACGGAGUUCAUCAGCUUGUUGGCCCGCAGGUUUGAGGAGAAAACCCAGAGGAAGCUACCACUCAAGUUUAGUAACACACUGGAGAUGAAGUUGAAGAAGGAGAACUGGGGCUUUUUGAGUGGAGGCGGUUCCCGGCAGGUCAUGUUUAUCCAGGGUCAGGGAGACAUGCCUGUACUGAAGCCCUCGAGCAAAUCUCUGCAGGUCAGCGUUGGCCUCGGGCUUCCCAAGAACACACGUCCCACCAGGAAGAGCUUCACUCAGAGCCGCUCCAGCGUGUCCAGAACUCACCAGAACACCCCUUCCCGCGCUGCACCGGGACCUCCAGUUGCUCACCAGAACGGUGGAGUGAAAAAUAUUAACCAUGUAGCCAAUCAGAGGAACGCUCAGCAUCACAACCAGAAGAAUCCCUCAUCCAGCAACGCGACGCGCCCCUUCCUGCCCAGCAACAUCAACCAGCUGAACGAGCGAGGCAGCAACCGGCCGCAGCCAAACCUGGAUUGUCUGAGAGUCCCUGACCAAGGAGCUGCUGGUAAUGGAGACAGACGACCAGCUUCAAAUGGAGGAAUGGCCCACAGACCGUCAGCCACCAGGCCUCCACCAGGAGGAGGACGACCCAAACCCGCACCCAAACCCAAACCGCAGGUGCCCCAGUGCAAAGCCUUGUACGCCUACGACGCUCAGGACACAGACGAGCUCAGCUUCAAUGCUGAUGACGUUAUUGACAUAAUCAAAGAGGAUGCAUCUGGAUGGUGGACAGGACGACUUCGUGGAAAGCAGGGACUUUUCCCCAACAACUACGUCACCAAGAUCUAGAAGCCGCGGAUUUACAGCACGAGGAGGAGAGUCUGCUGCGUCCCUGCUGACCCUCUCAGAGGAUGGGAUGGUGCUUAUAGUCAGAGAGUGAAGCGCUGUGAGAUUUUUUGAGGAGAAAAAGCUCACACUUCCUCCACUACUGCCUUUGUAGUAAAUGAAUGUAACUCUCUGUUACACCAGACCAAAAGACAGUCAAGACAAGAAGACUGUUUGACCCCGGGGUCUGUUUUCCUCCACAGUCCCUCUGAGUACUGAACAAAAACUAUUUAUUGUAUUUAUAGCUUUUCUGUGUCCUCCUUACUGUCAUUUUCACCUUGCUGAGAGGUUUUUUUCGAGCGCAAACACUUUGAAGCGUUGGAAUGAAGUAUGCUUAAUCUGUGGGACGAGGUUGCGAUUUUAAUCUCCACUCGUCGUUUUUUAGAUGAAGGUUUGAUUGCUGAAGCGAAGGCGGUUGCCGGUGCCAGUGUCACCGGCUCGUUGUUGGAAACUGAAGUUGUUUUUACCAGGAAUAUUUAUUUGGAUGCAAAACUGUCACUGCUUACAGGGAACAGACAUUCAGUAAUUAAUCACACUGUGAUUUUUACAUGAUUUUAAAUACCAAAGCAAUGCAUUUUAAUCAGUCUGUGCGGUCAAGUGGUGAAUCACCUGGAAAACCACCUUCAUCUCUAGUUUUUUUUGUUUUGUUUUUCUAUCACACCAGUAUAUUUUAGACACAGAAAAGAGGCCAUGUAUACUGUAACCUGAGCAUGCUGUCUGUGGUGUAUUAGCACUUUAUUGGUACAGGUACUACCUUAGACACAGACACCGUCACUUGCUCAUCAUGCCACAGCCAGUAAGUCAAGUCUAUGAAGGACAGAUUGCCAAGCUAGCAAUAAGCCUAGUUACUGAGGAGACUAAUUUGUUUACAUGAAACGAUAAAACAGGCAUUUUUAGAUCUGAUUCUGUAUAUGUGUUCAUAUGUAGGAGUACGCCUGUUGCUGAUUUAAAUUAAUUGUUUUGUAUUUUUUCUGAAGGAUCUUAGUAUUCUUUUUUUUCUCUCUCUCUCACUCUCUCUGCUUUCGAUACUCACAGGGCUGCUUUAUUUCCCGUUCAGCGACACGUAGAUAAUUAUCACAGAAUAGGGUGAAUGGAUUUUUGUUUUGUCAAGCGCAAAAGUGGUUUUAGGUGAAAGAUAUUUGUUGGCAUUUUUCCGUGGCACUACAAAGAAUUCCUUUUGCUUUGGCUCAACUGUUCCUGCACAUCUUUUGCACUGCUGUUGCAUUACUUACACAUUCCUUUGUAUUUUUUUUAAAUCAAAUAACCACAUUAUGCUCUAGUCAGUAAGAACUGCUGGGACUUCUGUCGUAGAUCCUCUGCAUCAUCAAAUAUAGUUUGAUCUUGGAUGGUUGAAAAGCAUCCUUGUGCAAUACAAAACAGUAGAUGAGUCUUUUAAUAAAGUAUGUAAUAUUGUAAAUUUAACUGCUUUAUUUUGUUUUAUUAUAAGAGGAACCAUUAAAUGACCAAUGAUCAAGCAGGUGUUUUAUGUUUAUUACCUGACAUUCACAUGCCAUCACAGAUAACUUUGAUCAAACUGCACUUAACAGAUGUUUAAUUAAGUCAUCUAACUGUUCAAAUAUAAUUUUGUUAAAGCCAAUUGUUUGUUUUAAAGAGUAAUGUGCUGCAGAGUUUCCCUUCAUUAUUGUCUAAAUGAUGUUUUAUAUGAGCUUUCUCCACUCUGUAAAGAAUAACAUGAAGAAAUUACAGAAUUGUAUUUGCAUUUCUUAAUUUUCUUCCUUAUAAUAAUCAAAAAAUGUCAGUAUCAGCCUUAAAAAUUCCAUUGUGUGCAACUUUAAAUAGUAAAAAAAAUAAACUUCUGGUUGAUAACAUUCCUAAGAAAAACAAAAAUACAAAGGACAUGCCUUCAGUGUCUUCAGUGGUAACUACAGAUCUGUUUAUUUUCAAUAAACACAAGCUUUUUACAUUUUGACAUGCUACAGUAGGAAACGCACAGGUGUAAAUGAUAAAAUUAAAUGUCACAGAGUCAUGACUCACUGGGAUUCUUUUAGUAGAACAGAGACAUUGUUAUUGUGAACACCUGCACUUUCCCUACUGGACUAGUCAGCUUGUCGGCUGUGAAAACAGUCUGUUCUGAAGCAACAGCCCUUUGGAUUAUUAAUCCUGGAAACUAGAACAUUUGGUUAUGUCAAGUACAUCGCCUCUCUCUGUGCAUGCUGAGGAGACGAUGAUGCUCUUUAAAGGCCACACAGGAACGACUUUGUCUAUCUUUGGGACAAUUUCCAGGCAAUGCCACAUUUUGACUGUCCUUCCAGAUCCCGUCCCACUAGAAGUCAUACUACAAGUGAAGAGACACCUUACUAGCUAGCUGUGAUGACCCCUGCUGUCAUCUUUGGUUCGCUGUGUGAUUCACCUGUCUGUCUGCCCUGUCUCAGUCUACAGGCGGUCAUUAGCGCAACCGGGAACACCUGGAGCUCAUGGUGUUCCCGGGUUUAUAAAGCCUGGCUGCAGCUGGCAGCUCCUUCUGCCUCACUGCCUCUCUGACACUCGGCUGCCUCGCUGCUGCAGCUCUUUUUCUCCUCUCCCUACAGGCACCUGUUUGUUUUGGUUAUAUUGCUGCUUUGUUCCUUGCUUUUGCUUUCAUGCACCUUACAAUACUCACGCAUACACACACACACACACACACACACACACACUCUCCACUCAUGCAUCACAUACACAACUGAUACCACUGAUUUCUGCACUCCAUGCUGUAAAUAUUUAGUUAACUCUUUGUUUUGGUUUAAUUUGGGUAAAUAAACGUAUCUUUUGUUGAAACUUUAA